GCGCGAACUCGUGUCGGAUCGCUUGUACGUUUUUUAUUUAAAACGCAGUUAACAUUAUCAAUUGGUCAGAUGAUGUCGUUCGUCUGCAAAUCGCACUGUUUACUAAAACUGGAUUCUGAACGAAUAAAACAGAAGUGAUAAUUCGGAUUCCUUUUAACGAAAAAUUUUGUGGUUGAUUUUAAAAAAAAAGGUUAUUAAAAUAAUAUAAAAAUGAAAUGUGAAAUACCGGAAUUGGGGAGGUGUUGCUUCUGUUUCCCUUUAAGGCUCGGGCUACUGGUUUGGGGUUAUGGGAAAUUAAUAGCAAGUGUAGUACUGCUGAGUUUGAUUUUGAUAAAUCUAAUAAGCGAUUGGUAUCGUUUUUGGACAACUGUUGACCUGGCCUUUGCGAUUAUUUACUUAACAUUCAUAGGGUCAGUGGCAACGGAUGUCGUGUUUCUCAUAAUAUUUGCUGUUAGUGCACACAAGAAAAAUUUCAAAUUAAUGGAACUGUUUUCUAAGUUUUGUUUGUACAUGUUAGCAGUGUACAUUCUAGGUUUUGUUCUUUCCAUUGUGUAUGCGACUUCCGAAAGUCAUUUCAUCUCGUUUUACAUCGAAUUUACACUUGCGACGAUAAGCUUCUCCUGUAUCGUUAUCCAAAUGUAUAUUGUGAUCCUUGUAAGAAGUGAAGUGUUGAAGCUGCAGAGAAGUACGAACUUCGAAUUCGUCAAUCACGGCGCUGACGCAAUCAUCAAUGUGAAGAUGGACUGCAAUGCUGCCUAAUAAUAAUAUAAUUAUUUAUGUGAAGAAAAUUGUCCUUAAUACGUAUACAAAUAAGGGCUACACCAAUUUAUUUACCUGUGUAAGCACCAUGUGUGCUUGUCCGCACACAGACACAGUUAAAUAUUUGUUCAUUAAUAUUUUACAAAAAAAAAGUUUGACAAAUGAUCAUUUUCAAAAUUUUUUUUAGAAAAUAGUCAGUGUGUCUAGUGCGAGUUUUUUUACUUAUUCCAUAGUCAUUAAUUCGAACGUUAAUUUCGAUUUGUAUGGAAUGAAAACAGCGCCAUCUAGUGACAAUAACAACAAGGCACACAGGUGACAAGCAUCUUAUUCUACAAACGUAUCGUUUUAUAAAAGACCAUUUGUCAAACACUGCAUUCGCAAAAUGCCUGACCUAACCUAACCAAUAUUAAUAUUAAAUCAAUUAUUUGCCAAAUUACAUUUUAUGAUUUUUUUAUCUGUUUUUUAAUUAUUUUUUUUCAUUCUUGUAUAAACAUAAAAUUCAUAAUUUUACUUAAGCUUGAUUUUAAAAUAAAAAAAUAUUUAUUUAUGUAAUGAUUCUGUCAUUAAUACCUGUCUAAUUAUAAUCUCAUUACACUAAGUAAAGAAAUAAGGCUUAACCUAGCAGACUUAUCAAGCUAGUCUUUGUAAUGUAGUAUUUAUAAAGUUAAGUUUACUGAAGCUGCGGUAGCCAUAUAUGAUUUGGGACUUUCUUCUCAUUAGUGACUCUCUUUAUACUUUAAUGAAUGAUUUGUGUAUUGUAUAGGUUAAGAAAUGAUGGGGCUUACAUGUUCAAAUGGACAAAAGUCUCAAAAAAACGAAGAUUAAAAAAAAGUUAAGCUUAGUCGUCAAUUAAGUAUAUAAUAUAUAAUCGUAUUAACCAAUAGUAUUUUCUUUGCUUAUACCUUUUUAUUGAUGGUUAAAUAAUAACAUCAUAAUAUAGGCAAUAUUAUGUAUUUAUUACUUUUUUGUAAAUAAAACAGCCCCCCGCUUUUAAUGAAAGUCUUAUAUUAUGAUGUAAUUAAUUUAUAUUUAAUGAAUUAUAUGUUUUAGAGAUGAUUUGUGAUCGUUAUAAAUAUAGUUCAAAUUAAAUUUUGUCAAAGAUAAAAACCAAAUAUUACUUUCAUGACAAUUCUAAAUUAAAUUAUCCAGCCAUUUUCAAAAUCCCAAAUAAACGGAAAAAGUUUAAAAAAAUACAGAUAUAAUGUUCCUACAAUCAAAUAAAACGAAACACAUUUUUCCCACUCUCCAAAUAUUCUACCCCCAAUUAGUAAUUGUAUUACUGUCGUUUUAAUCCAGCUCAAUAUAAGGUAUGUGUGCAUAAUAUAACGCGAUGCAUUGAUGACGUAGGGGUUGUUGUAUAAAUAAUCUUAACUAUCUAGUAACUCUUCUAUCGAGAACAUUUUAUUUAUUUAUGUUUUUAAUUUGACACGACCCUUGAAAAUAUAAUGUUGUUUACAUUAUAUUCACAGAACAUAUAAUAAAUACACCAGUAGAAGUAAUAAAUUUUAUUUUUCAUUAAUUUUAUAUAUCUUUAAUAUAAUAAACUUAUGAGACCUUUUA
Molecule: messenger RNA, 2319 nt
Organism: Nymphalis io (European peacock)
Lineage: Eukaryota; Metazoa; Arthropoda; Insecta; Lepidoptera; Nymphalidae
Exons: 4
Coding region: 211-759 (182 amino acids)
Source: RefSeq, a predicted model, not a curated record